UAGACCAGGGAGCAGCGGUGUAUCAUCUGAGAAGUCUGUCCGUUCGUCUCCAGGGUGUGUUUACACUUCUGUUGGAUUGUUGGAGCUGAUAUAGCUAAGAAAAGUUAAGGUUUUUUUCCUCUGUAGAAACCAUCGCGCGCUCUGAGAACGUCCGUCGUUCCGUUUUUGCUCCGUGGCUAGCUAGUAGUUGUGUUGUGGUCGUACCAGAUUGAAUUAGUAGCCCUGCUGAUCGCUGGUCAACUGAGAACAGAAUUAGUAUUUAAGACGCUGUUCAGUGAACCGGUUUGUUUCGUUCGAUCAUUCCACACUUCUGGCAUUAUAUAAAAAUAGAUAUACACAAUUUGGUUCGCGUCUGCCUCAAAUUGCAAUUGCAUCCAUCAAUACGCCUGGUCAGCAAUUCAACUUUUACUGGAGCAUUGCCUGAGAACCUCCACUACUUUAUGAGGUGACUUAUUUCUGUGCUAACAUUAAUCGCAGGUGUAAUAUUUAGGGAAACAUCGUCCUCGCUUUUUUUUAUUGAUCAUCGUCCUUGCCAAAAAGGUAGUUAGUGAGUAGUAACUGGGCAAGUUAAGUGUGCGUGUUACGUUCGAAGGCUUCUGAAGUGCUACGAACAAGAUUGAUAGAAUCAAUCUUAUCUUUCAAGGUUACACGGUGUCUGUGUUGCGUAGAGAAAUCGUUGUCGGUGUCGUGUAGGUAUUAGCUCAUCACCUCGAGCCGCAUAUUUUGUCUGAGCAAAAUUGAUUGAUUCGCACGGUUCCAGUUGUGGUUAUCCAGCAGUUACUCGAAUUACAACCAACUACUACAACCAAAGAUACGACGGGCAUUGAUAGUUGCUGUAUACACAAUCGAAAAUGCUGUCCCAUCUGCUGAAGGAAAACGUCAACGUUAUUGUAAGCACCGGAAACGUGCUGAAUGUAAGCGACCUUCGGAAGAAAGCCGGCCAAAAACCGACCGAUGAGCUGACAGAUUGCUUACGGUCCACAUUUGCCGAGGCAGAGGUCAUCGCAUCGGGCGCCCAGAAUCCGGUUCAGUUGGUAACCCGCAAGAAUGACGACCUGCUGGAGAAGGUCAAAGAGCAUCAACGGCCGGACAUAAAAAUCGGAGCCAAAAUCUUCCUGAACAACUAUUCCGAAACGGGGCUCACAGAGGCCAUCGAGAGGUUAUUCGAAACGUUGAACGUUUCCUAUCUGGACAAUCUGAUUCUUGCCUUCCAUCCUCGGGCCGGGGAAAGUUCCGCUGGCGGAGAUCAGAACGGGGAAGUCAAGGAAGGUAUCAUCGAGUGGGCCGUCGGAAGUGACAAUGCGGUGGCUAACUUGAAGAAACUUUGGAGCACUCUCGAGAAGUACGCAACCGAUAAGAAAAUCGGGCAGCUGGGAAUCGCAGAUUUGGAUGUGGACACUUUGAAGAAUCUGUUGGAAGCUUCGACUGUUCAUCCGACGAUAGCACAGAUCAACUUGGCGGCGUGUUGUGUGGUUCCUCCGGCCCUGCAGGAGUACUGCAGCCAAAACUAUAUUCAGCUGCUGACCCACAGUGACCCACAAGAACUCCUGCCCCAAUCGGUUCUCAGCGACCUGGAACUGGAUUCCUACCAAUCCACGUGGACCACCCGGUACCAGGUUCACAUCAAAUGUCGAGGCGUCCUUGCGGCCAAGGGCUUCAUCGUCGGUCUUGCCCGGCGCCAAUAAAAAAAAGUUCCCCUCUGCAACACAAAAAGUGGUGGUGGUUUGUAAGUGUGUGAUUGACACGUAAAAGUUAACUGAAGCCCUGAAGCUCUAGAGCACAUUUGGUUUUUAACAGUGUGAUUGUGAUAACAGAAAAACAAAUAUGUUUAGAAUAUCUGAAUGCCUCGCUCGUCGCCAGGGAGUGACAGCAGCAAACUUAAAACUUUAUCCAACGAAAAUAUGAUGAAGAUAUUUAGUGUUUAGCAGUGAUAACUUUUUGUUACUACAUAUUCAUAACGUUAAAAACAGUCGAGAAUGUUUAAGCAUAGUCUGCUUUCAAUGUUCCAAACGCUUGUUGACUGCGUUGCUUUCAAAUUGGUUCAAAACGAAAACACGUAGCACAGUGUAUAACAGUCGACAAAAGGUUUGAGUCCAAGCUUAUUCAUCAUCGCCACCUUACUCGACUUUCUUCAAUAUGGUUUGUUCAUCAGCUGAGCGCUGACGUUCUUGAAUGCCAGGUUGCGUGCGACCACCAACUACCGGAACUUAAGUAUAACACAACUUGUAUACCUCCAAAAUGCAAGAAGUAUCGAUGUUAACGAACACUAGAUGGAAGCACUGUUUGAAAUAACUACACCGUUCAGUGAAAAAACAUAAUAGGAAAUUGUGAUUGUAGCAGUAAACUGCAAGAAACUUUAUAUUUUAUAACUUACAUUAGAACACAAAUGUUUUAAGCAUGGUCUUAGAAAGACAGAAAAUAUAACAGAACAAUCUAGAACAGUACAGAAAAUUAUUCACGAGACAAAAAGUUAGCAGCACAUCUAUGUUGGAUGUUAAGAACUGUAUUUAAUAAAUGUGCUUCACGCAAAACAGAACUGGUAGACAAUCCGUAUAGGGUUUUGGACGAGGGCAAUUUUAUGAAUUGGAUGCUGUACACGACUUUAUAUUAUAGCUAGGUAUACUGUGUUUCAAUAAAACAAACUAAAUCAGAGACAGCAUUUCGAAAAUCAACUGAUCGGGAUACAUUUUUUGCCAUGUUGUCGAGCAUUUUCGUUAGUUAGUUUUAUGAGCUUAAAGCAAGAAAAUAUUUGCGAGAAGAAAACAUUUUCGAAUUCCUUAACCUAAAUAUGUUCCAUGCCACUUGUUGGUUUGACUUUAAAAAACCAAUCGCAAUGCAGACGGCAAUCGGUUUAUCCAAAAGCUCUCGUGGAAAAGAAUUUGGCCAAUCAGAGCGCUAGAGUGUUUAAAUAAAUGGUUAGAAGAA
Molecule: messenger RNA, 2925 nt
Organism: Uranotaenia lowii
Lineage: Eukaryota; Metazoa; Arthropoda; Insecta; Diptera; Culicidae
Gene: Gclm
Product: glutamate--cysteine ligase regulatory subunit
Exons: 3
Coding region: 852-1685 (277 amino acids)
Biological process (GO): glutathione biosynthetic process
Cellular component (GO): glutamate-cysteine ligase complex
Molecular function (GO): enzyme regulator activity; glutamate-cysteine ligase catalytic subunit binding
Source: RefSeq, a predicted model, not a curated record